Molecule: messenger RNA, 498 nt
Organism: Ustilaginoidea virens
Lineage: Eukaryota; Fungi; Ascomycota; Sordariomycetes; Hypocreales; Clavicipitaceae
Exons: 3
Coding region: 1-498 (165 amino acids)
Cellular component (GO): cytosol
Molecular function (GO): zinc ion binding; cytidine deaminase activity
Source: RefSeq, a predicted model, not a curated record
AUGCCUGCCUCCCCCCCCCUCCAGCCCUCCUCGUGCGCCGCCUCCGUCUCGGCCACCUGCGCAGCGCACUCCCUCACCGUCCCGCAGUUCCACCUGCUCCGCGAGCACGCCGUGGCCGCCAAAGCCGGCGCCCACUGCCCCUACAGCAACUUCCGCGUCGGCGCCGCCGUCCUCGCCGCCGACGGCUCCGUCACCACCGGCGCCAAUGUCGAGAACGCCUCGUACCCGGUGGGCACCUGCGCCGAGCGCGUGGCCCUCGGCACGGCCGCCACCCGCCCGCGCCCGCCCGCGGGGCCCUUCCGCGCCGUCGCCGUCGCCGUGGCCACGGACACCAGCCCGCCCGCCAGCCCGUGCGGCAUGUGCAGGCAGUUUAUCCGCGAGUUUAGCAGCUUGGACGUGCCAAUCGUCAUGUUUGACGGGGAGGGCAAGUACGUGGUCGCCACGCUGGACGAGUUGCUGCCCCUGUCGUUUGGGCCCGAGAAUCUGGGCCGUGGGUGA